Molecule: messenger RNA, 1132 nt
Organism: Neolamprologus brichardi
Lineage: Eukaryota; Metazoa; Chordata; Actinopteri; Cichliformes; Cichlidae
Gene: emc4
Product: ER membrane protein complex subunit 4
Source: RefSeq, a predicted model, not a curated record
UUUAGAGCCCCGGAAACAGCGAGAGAGCGACGAGGGCGUUAUCUAAACCUGAGCGUACGUCGGAAGCUAACUUUGACUCUUUCCGUUAAAAAGACACCGAUUAAAGAAGCUCCUGAGAGUGUUGGAUGUUUCUGUAAGGUGCUUUCUGUCUCCGAGGUCCAGCAGUGUAGUUGGUUGCCAUGGCGUCUCCAGGAGGACAAGGAGGAGGAGCUUUGUCAACAAGAGGAGGAAGCGGUGCCAGGAGGAUGAAAUGGGCUCUGGAGCUGAGCCUGGGCAACACCAGGAGCCGCGGUGACCGGCAGGGCGGUCAGGGAGAUGUGGUUUACCCCAUCGGCUACUCUGAGAAACCGGUCCCCGACACCAGCAUCCAGGAGACUGACAAGAACCUGGUGGAGAAGAGGUGCUGGGACGUGGCCCUUGGGCCCCUGAAGCAGAUCCCCAUGAACCUGUUCAUCAUGUACAUGUCGGGCAACACUAUCUCCAUCUUCCCCAUCAUGAUGGUGUGCAUGAUGGCCUGGAGGCCCAUCCAGGCGCUCAUGUCCAUGUCUGCCACCUUCAAGCUGCUGGAGAGCUCCAGCCAGCAGUGGCUCCAAGGCCUCGUCUACCUGAUCGGAAACCUCCUGGGCUCGGCGCUGGCCAUCUACAAGUGUCAGUCGAUGGGACUGCUCCCGACACACUCAUCCGAUUGGCUGGCGUUCAUAGAUCCGCCACAGAGGAUGGAGAUCAUGGGAGGAGGGAUGGUUUUGUGAAGAGGAACACGUGUGCAUGCAAAGGAUCGAUAUGUUGACCUUCAGAGGUUAGAUACUGUAAAUACUCCACCUGAGCCGCACCACCGAGGCCGCCCGGCAAAGCUGACAUGGAAGAAAAUCCAGCUGGCUUUUUUUCCCGUCCUCAACAGAUCCAGGCUCGACCGCAGCAGUUAAAAUGGCACCGCCAGGGUUUCAUCUCACACACACAUACACUAUUUGCCUUUUAUCAGAGAAACGUUACUUCCGCCAGCUGCUCUGCUUACAUUUGCCGUCACCUCUGACGUUCUUCUUUUCUUAAAGCCAGCUGAUCAUCAUAUGUACUGCUGUUCAACUACUGUAAUUUCACUUCCACGUGAUACAUACUUCACAUGCUAAAAAUACGA